AUGGAGAGCCAAGAUCUGCGACGGGCCUGCUCAGAAAUCGCAAGCAAGCUGGAGAAACUCGUCAUCAUCGGCUUCGGCAGCAGCAAUCCGCGCCCGGACGUCGUGGCCUCGAGCGCCGCCACGGCCGCAGCCAAGGCUGUGGUCGCCGGCUCCGACCAGCAGCUGUGCGGGCUGUGCGCGGAGGCGGUGAAGGAGCGGGUGCGGCGGCAGGAGCAGGACCCGGUGGGCGGCGGCGGCGGCGGCGUGGCAGCGGCGCUGGGCGCCCACGAGGCCGAGUGCAGGGACUUCAACGCCACGACGAGGCUCAACCCGACGCUGUCCGUGGCGGGCUCCAUGCGCCGCAUCGCGCGCCGGAGCCUGGACCGGAGGACGGCGUCGUGCCAGGAGCGGAGGCGCAGCCUCAACGCGUCGGCGGCCCGGGCCGCGGCGCUCACCAGGUCGGCCAGCUGCGACCAGUAG
This is a messenger RNA of Miscanthus lutarioriparius, 459 nucleotides long. Lineage: Eukaryota; Viridiplantae; Streptophyta; Magnoliopsida; Poales; Poaceae. The record is from the annotation of a GenBank genome assembly.